AGGAGUAGCGACGAAGGAAGAAGAUCGGAGGCGGUAUACCACAUUCCCUCGCAGUUACCGACCUGAAACAUCUGCACGAUCUUCUGUGAAAUGACAGCGUUAUUUACACGAAACAUGUCCCUGAACUAGUGUAACUGCAUGGCUCAGAGGUCAUCGCGGGGUCAACAAGGAAGUAUUUAGGCUAUUGGACCGUGCAGGGAGGCGGGUGUUGGAAGACAUUGUGGAAGGCAGACCAAAAGUCACCUUGAAACGAGAGUGGACCAAUAGUAAACAUCACUGAACAUCUCUGAAAAUGGAUUCCGUUGCUGACAUGGAUGUAGAUGUUGCUCCAGCGACAGUCCAGAACCAUCUCAACUUUCUGGAACAAGUGGACAAUCACGGCCAUCUUUACGAAGGGCCCGUUCUCCUGAGAGCAAUAGGCCGUUAUGAACGUUACUGGCUGCCCCUAGCAUCCAAACACACAAAUGAAGUUCUGACAGCUCCUUUGGACAUUGAGUGGGUCUGGCACUGUCAUAUGUUGUCUCCAAUGUCAUAUCAGAAAGACUGCUUGUCCAUGGUCGGUGUGGUGGUUCCCCACAAACUGCUAGACUCUGACGAAAGGCAAAAGUACCUAUCUGAGUCCGAGAUAUUUUGGAAUAAGGAGUAUCCAGAAACACCUUUUCAAGCAGGAACUGAAGGAUCAACGGGUGAACAGGACUUUGUAUCCAGUAUCAGUUAUGAUAUUGUCUCAGCUUCAGCGAGGCAAAAGCAGUUUUUCUAUCAAGUAUCCCUACCUCAUUACAGGAACAAGACGUACCUGCAAACUGCCAUGAGGAGAUAUAAACAGUUUCUGUUCCUCCUGAAAGGCAACCCAAACUCUUUCCUUGCCCCCACCUUUGACAUUGAUCUGGUAUGGCAUACCCAUCAGUUGGAUCCUGUCGCCUAUGUAUCUGAUACUGAACGACUCCUCGGUAAGAUCCUGAGUCAUGAUGACAGUGUCAACGACAGAUCACAAAACUCCAAGCUUACCAAUGCCACGAAGCUGACAUCAUCUCUGUGGAAAAAUGUAUUUGAUGACAGCUUUUCCUUCCCUGGUGCCAUGUACAGAGGUGAAAGCCAAAAGGGACAAUUGUAUCGGCUGACAGAGGGAGAAACAGAGGCUUUAUGUGCGACAGGAGUACUUGUAGAACUGACGUACCUUAGAAUUGACAGACUUCCAACAUGGGCGCGUUCAGCAAAGUUAGAGGUGGUUGUUUUACGAGACGAAGGAACGGUGCUGAGUAAGAGAAUACUGAGUUCAAAGAACUGGACUCAUAAAGAUUCUAUGACUUGGGAGAGGGUUCAUCUCUAUCUAGGAGAGGUGUGGACAAACAAAUGCGAUUUCAUCCGCUUCAAGUUAAUUGGAAAAUCAGGGUAUGCGAUCUUCAAAAAGGAGAUAGUAUUAGGAGAAGCAACCUUUGACUGCCUGUCGUCAAUUGAGACAUUUGAAAGUUAUACAUAUGCAAUUUCUACUGAAAAAACGCUGGAACCAUCGCCUAUAAUCCUGAAAUGUAAAGGAAAAAUGGUUCGUCCUAAAUUAACCUUGGAAUUGCAAAAUGGGCCGUGGACGACGGAUAUGAAGGGUAUAAUGUCGUCGAGAGAGGAAGUAUGGGGUCCUGUGCCAAUACCACGUCCUGUAGAAGGUGUUUCAGAAAAGUUCUACAUGGCAAUACACAAACUUACGGCGGCUGGUUGCACUGCAGAGUUUGUAUGCAGAGUCGUCCACUCCACGGAUCUGCUGAUGUCAGCAGUUCUUGUGUAUCACCAGCAAAGACUGGUCUCCUUUGCUUAUCUCAUUGGUGCUGACCAACUUCCUUCACCAGAAGCAGUCGAUUCAUCAUCCGACCUGCCAUCUUUAAAUCCAAAGUUAGGGCAACGAGCGAUGUUGAUAAAGAACAAUCAAGGAGACUGGGGUUUGGUUACUGGCAACUGGGUUCGCUCCACAAGAUCUGUUCCAAUUUCAAGCUAUUCGAGGACUCUGCGAGGGACUCAGGUGCUUUGUGGAUAUCUUGAUAUCAACUUUUACAAGUUCUCAACCAAGACCAUGAUAAAGAAGAGUAUGACGCAGUACCUUGACGGAGGGUUCGACUUUAAACUUGACGGAAUGGAGUGCAAAAGAACUUGUGUCACUUUCAUGGAUAAAUACCACGAAGCUGCUGAACGUGUUGCCCUGGCCUUCUCCAUCAGCAUCCUGCAUGUUCUAUGUCAGCCAAGAUCGAAAGCAUGGAAAACUGGAUUGUCCCCGAACUAUGGCAGGAAGCUAGAUCGUGGUGUUUCUGCAGCUCCUUGUGAGAAUGUCCUGUUCCUAUCUGCAGCUGGGGUUCUUCAGGAAUGUCCGUCUAACCAUUAUUUGGUGAACUCCUACAGAGACGACAGGAAGGCAAGGUAUGCAUUGCUCAAGAAUGGACAAAAGAAAAGCAGACAACAUGCUGACAGCGAGAGUGGAGAGGAUGAAGAAGAGGAGGAGGAGCAUGAUGGAGGUGAAGAAUCAACAAGUAAUGUCGACGUGAAUCUGUUUGAUGCGGGCCAUGAUGACGACUUUGAAGAACCUUGUAUGAUGGGGAUGGAUAGUUUUAUUGUCGACUGUAGUGAAAGCUAUGAUGAUGGUGGAGAUUCAGGGGCAAAUGAAUAUGGCGGAGGAGGGUGUGACUACGGUGGCGGGAGUGACUAUAUAGGCAGCUCAUCGUGCGGUGGUGGUGGAUGCAGCGGUGGUGGAGGUGGUGGAUGUGGAGGUGGUGGAGGAUGCGGCGGUGGUGGGGGAUGUGGAGGAGGAGGUGGAUGCGGCGGUGGUGGGGGAUGUGGAGGAGGAGGAUGUGGAGGCGGAGGGGGAUGUGGAGGAGGUGACUGACUGUAGAUGGACUUCAACAACAAUGACUUCAUUAUUCUCUAUCUCAUGAGGUGAAGGUGUUGAGGUUUGGAAAGGUGUAUGAUAAGGCUUGUGAAGGUCUUCUGCUGCUGUGUAUGUCUGGGGAUGGUUUUAUUGACUACAGAUCUAAUUCACAAGCCUUAUACCCGUUCGAGCUUGGUUAACACCUGGUCACAAACCAUUGAACUUGGUCAUUUAUGAAGACGUCUUGACUCGAAACAACAGUUUUCAUGUUUGCUGCAAGAUUUAAACAUCCACUCAUAGGAUGUUCUUCGACUGCUGUUGAUAAACUGACCAAAUAUUAACCUUCUAGCCAUCACUAAUACUAUUGAUAUGAUACAACGGAAAAGGACAUUUCCAACUACAUUUCUCACACCUAAUAAAUGUAUCAGCAACUAA
Messenger RNA from Haliotis rufescens (red abalone), 3283 nucleotides. RefSeq lists its product as uncharacterized. The record is from RefSeq and is a predicted model, not a curated record. Bases 293 to 2866 code for a protein of 857 amino acids. The transcript is spliced from 6 exons. Lineage: Eukaryota; Metazoa; Mollusca; Gastropoda; Lepetellida; Haliotidae.